AUGGGGGGAGGGAGCGCACGACGUGCGCGCGCCCUCUCCCUCCUCCACCGCUGCCGCCUCCUUCUUCUGCCGCUCCUGGUGCUGCUUGUGUGCUCGUUCGGUGCGGACCUGGUACCUCUUUUGUGAAGCGGCAGCUGAGGAGACUCCGGCGCUCGCCAUGGCCGACGAAAAGCCCAAGGAAGGAGUCAAGACUGAGAACAACGAUCAUAUUAAUUUGAAGGUGGCGGGGCAGGAUGGUUCUGUGGUGCAGUUUAAGAUUAAGAGGCAUACACCACUUAGUAAACUAAUGAAAGCCUAUUGUGAACGACAGGGUUUGUCAAUGAGGCAGAUCAGAUUCCGAUUUGACGGGCAGCCAAUCAAUGAAACAGACACACCUGCACAGUUGGAAAUGGAGGAUGAAGAUACAAUUGAUGUGUUCCAGCAGCAGACAGGAGGUGUCUACUAAAAAGGGAACCUGCUACUUUACUCCAGAAUUCUGUUCCUCCAGACCAAGAAGACAUUCUCAAUUAGAAAACCGCAAUUUGGUUCCACCACAUCCUGACUACUACAGUAUAGUUUCUCUAUUCUUUCAUUUUCCCCUUCCCCAUUCCUUUAUUGUACAUAAAGUAACUGGUGUAUGUGCACAAGCAUAUUGCAUUUUUUUUUUUUAACUAAAUGGCCAACGGUAUGUUUUGAUCGACAUCAAAUGGAGAUGGAAUGGGGAAAAAUACUGGUUCUGUGAAGAUACCCCCUUUUCUCCAUUAGUGGCAUGCUCAUCAGCUCUUAUCUUUAUAUUCCAGUAAGUUAUUUUGCUCUCACUGUUUAACAGAAAAAGAACAACAUAAAAAUUCUUGCAUACCUUGUUCGAUUGGAGAAUUUUAAUGUUUUUCAUUUAUCAUUGUAAAACCAAGGACAAUUUUAUAACUUUUUUGUACGUAGCUGUUACAUGUAGGGCAAUCUGUCUUUAAGUAGGGAUAAAUUACUCUAAAAGAAAUGAAUCCUAGAUAGUUUUCCCUUCAAGUCAAGCGUCUUGUUGUUUAAAUAAACUUCUUGUUUAAAAUGA
This is a messenger RNA of Mesoplodon densirostris (Blainville's beaked whale), 1042 nucleotides long. RefSeq names its product small ubiquitin like modifier 2 (gene SUMO2). Gene Ontology annotation, molecular function: ubiquitin-like protein ligase binding; protein tag activity. Bases 158 to 445 code for a protein of 95 amino acids. Lineage: Eukaryota; Metazoa; Chordata; Mammalia; Artiodactyla; Ziphiidae. The record is from RefSeq and is a predicted model, not a curated record. Gene Ontology annotation, cellular component: nucleus. Gene Ontology annotation, biological process: protein sumoylation. The transcript is spliced from 4 exons.